CUGGAUGCCAAUGGCACACAGCUGACAUGCUUAGACAAAGUUAAGGUUGUACUGAUGGAUGGUAAGAAUCCCAGCAAGUGCUAUGGUGCGGUUCAUAUUGACGUGAAUGGUGAGCGUCUCCCUGUGUGUGGCUCUACCUGGACCAUGAAGGAAGCUGAAGUGGUCUGCAAGGAGCUAAACUGUGGGAAAGUGAUUAAACAUAGUAAAGAUCAGAAGACUAAUGAACGAGGGGCAAUGACCAAUGUGAAUUGCUUAGGCAGUGAGUCCUCACUGUGGCACUGUCGGGCCAGGCGUAACAGCAGCGCUGUCAUGUGUUCAGAAAAGGCUUCUGUCAUCUGUGCAGAUAGUAUAAGCGUGAGAUUGAAGGACGGUCCUGGAAGAUGUGCUGGGAGAGUGGAGAUCCAGUAUGAGGGCGAAUGGAGACAAGUUUCUAAAAAUGAAUGGGAUGACAAAUCAGAUGUUGUCUGCAGACAACUUGGCUGUGGCAAUAAAAGCAAACCUGAAACAUUCAUCAAGGGUCCAGAUAAUUUCCUCGCUAAUACUGUGAAAUGCAAGCCAGGUGCCUCAACCAUAUCUGACUGUUUGACAAAUUCAGAGUCAAAGACCGCCCCCGGUCAGAGGGAGAACGUGGGAAUAACCUGUGAGGAGCACAAGGUGGUAUUUCUGAGCGGAGAUGAGUCCAUUCCCUGUUCUGGCAGGGUGGGGAUACGGCACGACAGUAACGCCUACUGGCUCUCUGGCUCGAACAAGACAUGGAACCAAGAAUCUGCAAACAUAGUGUGUCAGCAGAUGAACUGUGGGACUGCAUCCAUCUUUACCCCCGUCCCUUCUACUGAUAUGCAGGCAAAAUUUUGGGAUAAAUCUUACAAGUGCUCAUCCAACGCCAAAUCUCUGUUUGAAUGUGAAACGAAGACACCGUCAUCAGACCACAAUGAGACCAUUGCAAAAGUGACCUGUACAGGAACAAUCACACUGAGCCUGACAAAGACGUGUUGGGGACAUGUCAUCGCCAAUAUGAGUGGGAGGAGCGGAGGUGUGUGUGGCGACUCCUGGAAACAGGAGUAUUCUGAGAUGCUGUGUAAAAGCCAUGGCUGUGGGGACAAAGUCCUAAAGGCCAUCAACCAGGCUGAAAAUAAAGAGGUGCUCGUCAAGAGUUUGCACACUACAAAUCUGGUUACUGACCUGACCCAGAGCAACUUCGUACUGAAUGAUGACAAGGAUAACACCUGCAACCGAAACCCAGCCUAUGUCAUUUGUUCAGGUAGUGUCAAGCCCAGAUUUAGUUCUACCAGGGACAAAUGUGUGGGAAAUGUGGAGGUUUUUUAUGAAGGCAAGUGGCUCCCGGUGUGCGAGAGCGCUCUUGAAAAAGAAGAUGUACGACACACCAUCUGUGAGCAGCUGGGAUGUGGUCGGGCUGUCGAUAAGAUUCCCCACUUUGGACCCAAACCAACAGAGAGUAAUGUGAUUUCACAACUACAGUGUAAUGGUGCAAAGUCAUUAUCAGAAUGUAGUAUCACUUCAGAUCAAGACAAUUCCUGCAAGCCUGUUGGCCUCAACUGCACCGGCUGGAGAAAGAUGUGGGUCAGCGGUACCUGUCGUGGACCUGUGUCUGUUCUCUCCAAUGGAAAACAUCAUGCCGUGUCCUCUGAAGGCUGGACACCCAUUGAAGGGAAUAGCCUUUGCGACGAUCUGAACUGUGGCAGCUACAAGUCGAAAAUUGACGUCGACAGUAACAAUAAGGAUUUUUGGAACAGAAGCUUCAAUUGUCCAGAUGUACCGAAACCAGAAAACAUCUGGGAGUGUGAAAAUAAUGAAACCCUAGACUCACGCGAGAAGAAACAGCUCUUUAUUAACUGUGAAGAGUCCGUGGUCACCCUGUCACAAAAUUGUCUAGGUGUAGUGAGAAUUAAUAAAUUGGAAGUGUGCAGCAGUAGCUGGACUGAAGACUAUUCACACAUGAUUUGCCAAGAAAAGGACUGUAGCAACGCUAUUUUAAGAAAGGGGAUCUUCACCAAUCCUAAGCCAAAUACUCAGUACAACCAUGUCCGCUGCAGUUCCAACCACCACAGACUUAGCCAGUGCAUGACAGUCAAGGGAAAGUGCGAUGGACAAGUGGUGUCUGUUGCCUGUAUUGCAAAUGUCGAGUUCAACACCACAGAAAAAUGUGGAGGUGAAAUUCGAGUCUUCGAUGGAAAUAGCUGGGAAAAAAUUUGUCCGCUGGGCAAUCUUCGCCCAGUUUUUUUGGACAAGCUAUGUAAUAAGCUUGGAUGUGGUGGUUACAUAGACCAAAUACGAAGAAUUAAGAACAAGAAUGAGCGCUUGAAUUUGGGACUGAAUUGCACAUCCAAUCACAUGGACAUCAAGCACUGUGUCGUCUCACGGACUUGUACGGACAGACCAGCUCAGAUCUACUGUACAGGUUACUCAACGCCAGCCCCACCGACUGAGCCCCCCCCAACCAACAAAGUGCCCAUUAUCGUGGGAGUAGUAUUGUCUUUGGUUCUGUUGAUACUGAUUAUUGUAUUUGUGCGAAUUUGCAUCGUCAAGAAGUACAAGAAUGACAAGAACAUCCGGCCGACGAUGCUGUCAAGAAAUGACUUAGAGUUUGAAAGUGGUGAGUAUGAGGACGUCCCGAGCAAAGAAAAUGAAAUGGAAGAGUUCGGUCGUGGCAGAUUCAGAUCAGAGGCUGAAUUCAUCACAGAGAACGACGCACGGAGCACUUCCUCCUUUUCUUACGAUGAUAUUGAUGAAGCAGAGGCUGAGCCCCUGCACUCUCACGCCACCACUGCUGGUGCCUCAAGAGACAAAAACAUCCAGCAAGAUACCCUCAAUCAAAGCGAUGAUGGGGUGACCUAUGAGGUGGAAGACCCACAGGAGAAUUAUGACGACAUUGAAGCCAGUCCUGAAAUCACACAAACUAAAGCUGAAGUCCACGACAGCCUCGUAACCGCACCUGAAAGCAACACAGUGGCACCUCCAGCAUUGGUGCAGGAGGAUGGGGACUACCUAGUGCCGAACCAAGAUGGGUGAGCCAAAACUGUGUUUAAGACCUGCUGAAAUAAAAUCCAAUCUGGCAAAGUGGAUCACCCCAAAACCCAGCUCCCUUUCACUCUGACUGA
Messenger RNA from Seriola dumerili (greater amberjack), 3119 nucleotides. RefSeq names its product scavenger receptor cysteine-rich type 1 protein M130-like. The transcript is spliced from 15 exons. The record is from RefSeq and is a predicted model, not a curated record. NCBI's taxonomy places the organism in Eukaryota, Metazoa, Chordata, Actinopteri, Carangiformes, Carangidae. The coding region runs from base 55 to 3030 and encodes 991 amino acids. Gene Ontology annotation, cellular component: membrane.